CCAUUUGUUUUGACAACAACCACGUGCGGCAUCGAAUUGGAAGAAUUUAGUUUUGAUUAAAUUAUUAUAAUUUGCUUAGCUAAACAUAUAUCACAAUGUCUGGUAGUAAAAAUCAGCCGUUGCUUUACCUGGAGGAAUACAGGGUCAAGCAGGAUCCACAGGAUUAUGGGCUGGCCGAUGAAGUCUUUAAUAUGGGUGCUUUUAAGAGCAAGCUGCAAGUGGUCAUUGUCAGGAAUGAUGAGGAGCACGGAUUAGAAUUCGAUCUAAUAGGCGUUUAUCCAGCGAUAGCAAAUGCCUUUCGACGCUUGAUGUUGAGCGAGGUGCCAAGCAUGGCCAUUGAAAAGGUGUACAUCUACAACAACACCUCGAUCAUACAGGAUGAGGUGCUGGCCCAUCGCAUGGGACUGCUGCCGUUGAAAGCCGAUCCCCGGCUCUUUGCCUAUCGCACAGAAGAAAGCACAGAGCAGGGCACCGAACAAGACACGCUCGAGUUUGAACUAAAAGUGAAAUGCACGCGUCGCAAGGAUGCCAGCAAGGAUCAGUCCAACUUUGAUGACAUAUACAAGAACCACAAGGUGUAUUCGGGCCAUCUGAAGUGGCUGCCAAAGGGAAAGCAAGGACAAAUCUACAGCGAGAGCAGCGUGGGUUGCAUACAUGAUGACAUACUAAUUGCUCAAUUGCGACCAGGUCACGAACUAGAUCUACGCCUCACAGCUGUUAAGGGCAUUGGCAAGGACCAUGCCAAGUUCUCACCUGUAGCAACCGCUUACUAUCGUCUGCUACCCCAAAUUAUCCUAAACAGAGAAGUGUCUGGCAAGGAUGCUUAUCUGCUGCAGAGCUGUUUCUCCCCAGGAGUCAUUGGUAUUGAUGAGAACGAUUGCGCGUAUGUCAAAGAUGCUCGCUACGACAGUUGCAGCCGGAAUGUUUAUCGUUAUCCGCAUCUAGCCGAUGCUGUCACUAUGGCCCGUGUACGAGAUCACUAUAUAUUCAAUGUGGAAUCUGUAGGCGCUCUUAAACCCGAGGUGAUAUUCCUGGAAGCCAUCAAAGUGUUAAAGAAAAAGUGUCGCGCCUUUAUCGAUGAAAUUGAAGCGGAAUAAAUAAAUUUAUUUCACACUAUUAAUUAUGCCAA
Messenger RNA from Drosophila innubila, 1129 nucleotides. RefSeq names its product DNA-directed RNA polymerases I and III subunit RPAC1 (gene Polr1C). Lineage: Eukaryota; Metazoa; Arthropoda; Insecta; Diptera; Drosophilidae. The transcript is spliced from 2 exons. Bases 96 to 1097 code for a protein of 333 amino acids. The record is from RefSeq and is a predicted model, not a curated record. Gene Ontology annotation, molecular function: protein dimerization activity. Gene Ontology annotation, cellular component: RNA polymerase I complex; RNA polymerase III complex. Gene Ontology annotation, biological process: DNA-templated transcription.